Eurypyga helias (sunbittern) is the source of this 1579-nucleotide messenger RNA. It is a transcript of the gene GDPD5, whose product is annotated as glycerophosphodiester phosphodiesterase domain containing 5. Gene Ontology annotation, molecular function: glycerophosphodiester phosphodiesterase activity. The transcript is spliced from 14 exons. The annotation marks the transcript as partial. Gene Ontology annotation, cellular component: plasma membrane. Lineage: Eukaryota; Metazoa; Chordata; Aves; Eurypygiformes; Eurypygidae. The record is from RefSeq and is a predicted model, not a curated record. Gene Ontology annotation, biological process: positive regulation of neuron differentiation; lipid metabolic process.
GUUUUUAUAUAACCGAAUGGGAUAUUGGAGUGACUGGUCCAUUCCAAUACUUGUAACAACUGCUGCUGGCUUUACGUACAUUACAGUGUUAUUGAUACUAGCACUAUGUCACAUAGCUGUGGGACAGCAAAUGAACCUGCACUGGCUUCACAAGAUUGGCCUGAUGACAACCUUGGUAACUACCGUGGUGACCAUGUCAUCGAUAGCACAGCUUUGGGAUGACGAAUGGGAGAUGGUAUUUAUUUCACUGCAAGCCACAGCCCCUUUCUUGCACAUAGGAGCGCUGGUGGCGGUCACAGCCCUGUCGUGGUUGAUAGCGGGGCAGUUUGCACGAACGGAGAAAGCCACUUCUCAGAUGCUGAUGUUCACUGCAUACCUCGCAGUUGUAGUUGCACUUUACCUCGUCCCCCUCACCAUCUCGUCCCCUUGCAUAAUGGAGAAGAAGGCUCUGGGACCAAGGCCAGCCAUUAUAGGUCACCGUGGAGCACCAAUGCUGGCACCAGAAAACACACUGAUGUCCUUCCAGAAGGCAGUGGAGCAGAAGACGUUUGGAGUCCAAGCCGAUGUUAUACUGAGCUAUGAUGGGGUGCCAUUUCUGAUGCAUGACAAGACACUCAGGAGAACAACAAACGUGGAGGAAGUGUUUCCAGAGCGGGCCUACGAGCACUCCUCCAUGUUCAACUGGACUGACCUGGAAAAGCUGAAUGCUGGAGAGUGGUUCCUACAGAAUGACCCUUUCUGGACGGCCGGGUCUCUCUCAAGGUCUGACUACUUAGAAGCUGCCAACCAGUCAGUCUGCAAGCUGGCAGAUAUGCUAGAGGUGAUCAAGGACAACACAUCACUCAUCCUGAACUUCCAGAACCUGCCACCAGCACAUCCCUACCACAGCACUUACAUCAACAUCACCCUUGAAACCAUCCUAGCAUCCGGAAUUCGUCAACAGGCUGUGAUGUGGCUGCCGGACACAGAGAGGCAGCUGGUCAGACAGAUUGCGCCGGGUUUCCAGCAGACUUCUGGCCUCAAGCUGGAUACAGAGCGCAUGAGGGAGAAGGGCAUCGUGAAGCUCAACCUGCGUUACACCAAGGUCACGAACGAGGAUGUCAGGGACUACGCCAUGGCGAACCUGAGCGUGAAUCUCUACACUGUGAAUGAGCCCUGGCUGUACUCCAUCCUGUGGUGUGCCGGCGUCCAGUCGGUCACCUCCGACAGCUCCCACAUCCUUCGCAAGGUGCCUUUUCCCAUCUGGCUAAUGCCUCCAGACGAGUACCACCUAAUCUGGAUCACGUCUGAUCUCAUUUCAUUUAUCGUAAUUGUAGGAGUUUUUAUAUUCCAGAACUAUCACAUGAUCAGGUGGCGCCUAGGAAGCAUCAGGACCUACAACCCAGAGCAGAUCAUGCUCAGCGCUGCUGUCCGUCGGUCCAGCCGGGAUGUCAAGAUCAUGAAGGAGAAGCUGAUCUUCUCAGAGAUCAACAACGGCGUGGAGACCACGGACGAGCUGUCUCUCUGCUCUGAGAACGGCUAUGCCAAUGAGAUGGUCACCCCCACGGAUCAUCGGGAUGCCAAGCUGCGGAUGAACUGA